AGUGUCUUUAGGCCGCUAGUUAGCGCGCCCCCGGCGCCCGGGACGGCGGGAUAAAAUCACUUGCGAUUGAGCAACGAGGCUAGUGAGCUCGCGGGUUUCUACGUCGACAGCGUUUGCCGCGAAGCUCGUAAAUUGCCGCAACAGCGCGGUCGAUUCUUCGACAGGCCCGCGAGAGAGAGGGCCCGCAUUCCUGACCUUGCGCCACAGCGCGUAUCCCCCAUCUGCCGCCAUGUCGCUGCCUGAGGGCUACUCCGCGAAAAAAACCAAGAUCAACGAGGACAAGCUCGCCGACUGGCUCCGCGAGCAGGUCACCGGCGACCUCGAGCAGGUGCCCGGCAUCGGUCCGGCGAACGUGAAGUUGCUGGCGGCGACGGACCGCGUGCCCGACAAGGUCGAGACGACGUACCAGCUCAUCGGCAAGUUUCUCUCGCUAAAGGCGGCGGGCACGACGUGCGUCGAGCACUGCGACAUGUUCUACUACUGGCUCCAGGCCAAGGGCGUCAACGCCGGCCGGAACAACAUCGUAUUGGCCAUCGCGGAGAAGUGCGAGGUGUUCCUGCCUGGCUGCUACGACGCGGCCGCGUACGAGGACUAGAAGUAGUAGGCGCGCACCACAAAAGGGUUGUGUGUCGUCGAUGCCUUCGGGUAAUUGUGUCUAGUCCGAGGCAUCAUGACAUGAUCAGAGCGGAAUUUAAAAACGCUCUUUCACUGGCACUAUUCAUUCGGGGUCAGCCGGAGAGGUCACUUUACAGGUCAC
Messenger RNA from Pelagomonas calceolata, 757 nucleotides. Lineage: Eukaryota; Pelagophyceae; Pelagomonadales; Pelagomonadaceae. The record is from the annotation of a GenBank genome assembly.